UCAGUGGUCUGCGGCUGUAGCGUUUUUAAUGAGUUUGCUGUUAGCUUUUGUUCGAGGGAAUCAAACCAGCCACCAGGUAGCCGCUAACACCGUAAUACCUGGACAUUAAGCGACACACAGCCGCAGAUAAAGGUAAAGUCCGGGACGCAGCCGAGCGCGAUUAAAAGGAAAAAAGGAUUGCAGAGAAGCUCCAGAACGACUCGAGCAUCUGUCCCUGCAAUCACCGGCGUUCUUCCCAGCCAUCCACUGCUCCUGAUCGCUGCCUGAUCCCUCCAGUUUUCAACAUGGCGUCCAUGCUCCGACUCCGGCGGCACCACUGAACCACCACCCUGGACCUCCACCAUGGAGAGGAAACGCAGAAAGAAAUUAAUCUAGCCGCUCGGGCCAUUUGCAUUAUGGACUCAUUUUUCGAGCUGUGGACCUGAAAUGCUCUGUCCCAACCCCUGACCCCCCCAACCCCCACCCCCUCCCUUGCCCGGCCAGCCAAGGCUUUCUUUGAGCUGCUGCCACACUUCCUGCUCGGACAGUUGCUGCUUUGCACAGUUUAAAGACUGAAAAUGCUGCUGCUCUCCGUGUGGGCGUCCACGCUGCUGGGCCUGCUGGCAGGCUUCCUGCCUGCAGUGGGGAUGGAGCCACAGGGAGGGGCCAGCGCCGAGCCCCUCCCCUCGCCGUCUGGCUCCAACUGCUCCCAGUUAACCCUCAAACUGGAGUUCUCCUCUGAGGUGGUGGAACAUGAGUACAUCGUAGCGUUUACAGGGUAUUUCUCAGCCAAAGCUCGCAGCCUGUACAUAAGCAGCGCCCUGCGGAGCUCCGGGGAAGAUGACGACGACGACGGCGGCGGCGGCGCGGCGCUGGAGUGGCACAUCGUUCCCAGAGAAAACCCUGCGUCCGACUUCCCCAGCGACUUCGAGCUGGUCCACAUCCGCCAAGCUUCGCCCAGCAGCCUGCUGACCUUAGAGGACCACCCGUACAUCAAGAGGGUGACGCCGCAGCGCAAAGUGUUUCGCUCGCUCAAGUACAUUCCCUCGCCUGAACCUGCUGCGCCCUGCAACGCCACCCGCGGCACCCAGAAGUGGCAGUCGUGGCAGUCGUCCCGCCCCUUCAGACGCACCAGCCUGUCGCUCGGCUCGGGGUUCUGGCACGCCACCGGGCGCCACUCCAGCAGGCGUCUGCUGCGCGCCAUUCCCCGCCACGUCGCUCAGAUCCUGCAGGCAGACGUUCUCUGGCAGAUGGGACACACUGGUUCUGGUGUGAAGGUGGCUGUGUUCGACACAGGCCUCAGUGAGAAACACCCACAUUUCAAGAACGUGAAGGAAAGAACCAACUGGACUAAUGAGAAGACACUAGAUGAUGGCUUGGGCCACGGUACAUUUGUAGCAGGAGUGAUUGCCAGCAUGAGGGAGUGUCAGGGCUUCGCUCCCGACUCGGAGCUGCACAUCUUCAGAGUGUUCACCAACAACCAGGUUUCGUACACCUCAUGGUUCCUGGAUGCAUUUAACUACGCCAUCCUAAAGAAGAUCGACGUACUCAACCUCAGCAUCGGAGGACCUGACUUCAUGGACCACCCUUUUGUUGAUAAGGUUUGGGAGCUGACGGCCAACAGAGUGAUCAUGGUUUCUGCUAUCGGCAACGACGGGCCUCUGUAUGGCACCCUGAACAAUCCUGCGGAUCAGAUGGACGUGAUCGGCGUUGGAGGAAUCGACUUUGAGGACAACAUCGCCCGGUUUUCCUCCAGAGGAAUGACCACAUGGGAGCUGCCGGGCGGCUACGGCCGAGUGAAGCCCGACAUCGUCACCUACGGCUCGGGGGUCCGCGGCUCGGGGAUGAAGGAGGGGUGCCGCUCGCUGUCUGGCACCAGCGUGGCGUCUCCGGUGGUGGCGGGCGCCGUCACACUCCUGGCCAGCACCGUGCUGAACCGGGAGCUGGUGAACCCGGCAUCCAUGAAGCAGGCGCUCAUCGCCUCCGCCCGCAGGCUGCCCGGAGUCAACAUGUUCGAGCAAGGCCACGGCAAACUGGACCUAAUCAGAGCCUACCAGAUCCUCAACAGCUACAGACCUCAGGCCAGUCUUUCUCCCAGCUACAUCGACCUGACGGAGUGUCCCUACAUGUGGCCUUAUUGCUCUCAGCCCAUCUACUACGGAGGGAUGCCCACCAUCGUCAACGUGACCAUUCUCAACGGGAUGGGCGUCACCGGCCGCAUCGUCGACAAGCCCAUCUGGCAGCCGUACCUGCCCCAGAACGGCGACCACAUCGACGUGGCCGUCUCCUACUCGCCGGUGCUGUGGCCCUGGGCCGGCUACCUGGCGGUGUCCAUCUCCGUGGCCAAGAAAGCGGCGUCGUGGGAGGGGAUCGCCCAGGGUCAUGUGAUGGUCACGGUGGCGUCGCCCGCGGAGAACGACUCGGAGGUGGGAGGCGAGCUGACCUCCACAGUCAAGCUCCCCAUCAAGGUGAAGAUCGUGCCGACCCCCCCGCGCAGUAAGAGGGUGCUGUGGGACCAGUACCACAACCUGCGCUACCCGCCGGGCUACUUCCCCCGGGACAACCUGCGCAUGAAGAACGACCCUCUGGACUGGAACGGGGACCACAUCCACACUAACUUCAGAGACAUGUACCAGCAUCUGAGGAGCAUGGGAUACUUUGUGGAGGUGCUGGGCGCUCCCAUCACGUGCUUUGAUGCCAGCCAGUACGGCACGCUGCUGAUGGUGGACAGCGAGGAGGAAUAUUUCCCCGAAGAGAUCACCAAGCUGAGGAGAGACAUCGACAACGGCCUCUCGCUGAUUAUCUUCAGCGAUUGGUACAACACCUCGGUCAUGAGGAAGGUCAAGUUCUACGACGAGAACACCAGGCAGUGGUGGAUGCCGGACACAGGGGGCGCUAACGUCCCAGCUCUGAACGACCUGAUCUCGGUGUGGGGGAUGGCUUUCAGCGACGGCCUGUACGAGGGAGACUUCACGCUGGCCGAUCACGACAUGUACUACGCCUCAGGCUGCAGCAUCGCCCGCUUCCCAGAAGACGGAAUAGUGAUUGCAAAGAACCUGAAGGACCAAGGUCUGGAGGUGUUAAAGCAGGAGACUGCGGUGGUGGAGGGAGUUCCCAUCCUCGGACUGUACCAAACUCCGUCAGACGGGGGCGGUCGCAUUGCUCUGUACGGAGACUCCAACUGUAUAGACGACAGUCACAGACAGAAAGACUGUUUUUGGCUGCUGGACGCUCUGCUCCAGUACACGUCCUACAGUAUGACCCCUCCCAGCCUCAGCCACUCCCACAGCAGAGUGGCCCCGCCCACAGGAGCCGAGCGCCCACUGCCGCAGAGACUGGAAGGUAACCAUCUCUACCGCUACUCCAAAGUUUUAGAGGCUCACCUGGGAGACCCUAAGCCCCGCCCCCUCCCCGCCUGCCCUCACCUGUCCUGGGCGAAACCGCAGCCCGUCAAUGAGACGGCCCCCAGUAACCUGUGGAAGCACCAGAAGCUUCUGUCCGUGGAUCUGGACAAAGUGGCUCUGCCGAACGUGAGGGCGUACCGGCCCCAGGUCAGGCCUCUGUCGCCCGGGGAGAGUGGCGCCUGGGACAUCCCCGGAGGGAUAAUGCCCGGCCGCUACAACCAAGAGGUGGGCCAGACCAUCCCCGUCUUCGCCUUCCUGGGGGCGAUGGUCGUCCUUUCCUUCUUCGUGGUCCAGCUCACCAAAGCCAAGAGCAAGCCCAAGCGCAGGAAGCCGCGCAUCAAGCGGCCCAUUUACCUCCAGCAGCAGACGUCGGCGUCGUCGGGGAAGAACCCCACGGUGUGACCGCCGCCCCGGACCGAGACCCCCGCUGGAGUCUGACGAACUGUUGGCGCAGACUGCCUCCAGGCUCCAGCGCUCGCCGGGCGUCUCGGGGAAAACGGUUCUUGUGCCUCUCGUCGUGGCUGUUUGUGUGUGUGUGUGUGUGUGUCCGUGGACCAAUGAACAGUAUUAGACAAUGUUACACACAUGAAUUUGAAACACACACACGUCCCCUCACAGACAGACACGGUGUCUACAUUUCGCUCGGUUUCUCUCUCCUUUGACCAAACUGUUUAAUUAUGAAUGACAUGUGUCUGACUUUUAUAUUUAUUGAAUUUGUUUGUACCCUAACACGCGUUCUCAGAAGGGCAAGGCGACGUCACCUCAACACACACACACAAAAAAAA
Molecule: messenger RNA, 4168 nt
Organism: Salarias fasciatus (jewelled blenny)
Lineage: Eukaryota; Metazoa; Chordata; Actinopteri; Blenniiformes; Blenniidae
Gene: mbtps1
Product: membrane-bound transcription factor peptidase, site 1
Exons: 23
Coding region: 558-3785 (1075 amino acids)
Biological process (GO): proteolysis
Cellular component (GO): Golgi apparatus
Molecular function (GO): serine-type endopeptidase activity
Source: RefSeq, a predicted model, not a curated record